Helicoverpa zea (corn earworm) is the source of this 1818-nucleotide messenger RNA. RefSeq lists its product as uncharacterized. The record is from RefSeq and is a predicted model, not a curated record. Gene Ontology annotation, molecular function: nucleic acid binding; zinc ion binding. The transcript has a single exon. Lineage: Eukaryota; Metazoa; Arthropoda; Insecta; Lepidoptera; Noctuidae. The coding region runs from base 1 to 1818 and encodes 605 amino acids.
AUGGAGUCCAGUACCCCUUGUUCUGAAGCGUCUACCCUCGCUAAUGCUCUGAUGCAGGCAAUUAAAACGAUGCAACCCUCAAGGUCGCAACAUUAUUAUGUGUCUAAUUUCGACCCCUCAAUUAAUGACAUUGGAGCAUGGUGCGAAGAGGUAGAUCGUGCUAGGGAAGCCAACGGUUGGAACGAUCACGAAUGCUUGUCGCGCGUGGCGACGUGUCUUAAGGGUGACGCUAAAGUUUGGUUAGGUGAAUGGGUUUCGAAUGACCGGACCUGGUCUAAGUUUAAGCGCGAGUUCAAACCUCUCUGUCCCGGUAAAAUAGACUACGCCAACAUACUGUUCGAGGCAAUGAAUACAACUUCGGAUAAAUAUUCAAGUUACGCUGAAUACGCUCGCCGUACCUUGUUGCGUUUGAGAAUAGUUCAGGGGUUAAGCGACGACUUAAGAACCCUCAUUGUAAUACGUGGUAUAGAUAACGCUCAGGUGCGCGCCGCAGCCGCUAAUGCCAGUCUAGCCCCUGACACAAUUGUUUCAUUUCUAUCAAUUUACUCAAAGCCCUUCGCAGGAAAACGGGACAGGGUGGUCGAACAUAAAAAGCAUAAUCAAAUGACAAAGUUAGGCACUACUACUACGACGGGUCCGAAAUGCUUUAAUUGUAAUCGACAUGGUCACAUCAGUCGCGUCUGUAGGCGACCCAAGUCUAAUGCAUCCGGUAGCCGGCCGCCUCAUGUGUCUUCCGACGCGACCUUCAAUGCGCAACCGUCAUCGAGUAACACUUGCACAUUCUGUAAAAAACCAGGACACACUGAAGACAAAUGCUUCACGAAAGCAAAGUCAGAACAACGUAAUCAACGAAACGUCAAUCUCUGUUCUUAUAGUUCUAGCUCUUCACCGAAUAGCGAUAUAACUUCAGCGAUCAUAGACGGUAUUCCAGUAGACGUGCUCAUUGAUAGCGGAGCCCUAGACGUGUCUCUUAUUUCUUCUAAUGUUUUAAAGUAUUUCACUUGUCAACCUAAGCCAAAACGUUGUGUGUUGAAGGGUCUCAGUGAUCGGGAAGUGAUUGCGACGUCCUACGUUACACUUACCGUAGAGUUUAGCGACAUCUCGAUUGAAGUAGAUUUAGUAAUAGUUCCAGCAUCUUUUAUGAAUGCGCCUAUCAUAAUUGGAACCGAUGUAUUAAAUCGCGACGGCAUUACUUACAUUCGAACUAAAGAUAGACAAUAUCUCACGCGUGCAGACACGAUAAAUAAAGAGGUUAACGCUAUCGAUAAAAGCGAUGAGUUACAACUGAACACACCUUUAAAGGGUGCAGAAUUGGAAAGCCUUAUGUCUGUUAUAAACGAUUUUUUGCAGUUUUUAAUAAAAGGGACCGCUGUAACUACGGUCCGAACAGGAGAAAUGGAAAUAAGGCUUACCAGUUCUACUCCUGUCGUUUAUAAACCGUAUAGGCUGUCGUAUUCCGAAAAACUUAAAGUACGGGAAAUAACUCAAGACCUCUUAGAGAAGGGAGUCAUUAGGCGUUCUACAUCUGAAUACGCGAGUCCAAUUAUCCUAGUGAGGAAACGCGAUGGGUCGGACAGACUUUGCGUAGAUUUCAGGGCACUAAAUCGUAUAACUGUAAAAGACCGUUACCCGCUCCCACUAAUAGACGAUCAUAUUGAUAGGUUAGGCAGUUAUAAGUUCUUUUCUUGUCUUGAUAUGGCUACUGGUUUCCACCAGAUCCCUUUGAAAGAGGAAUGUAUACACCUGACAGGGUUUGUAACACCAGAAGAACACUUCGAAUAUGUCAAAAUGCCUUUUGGCCUAGCCAAUUCUCAGUAG